Gambusia affinis (western mosquitofish) is the source of this 1702-nucleotide messenger RNA. RefSeq names its product carbonic anhydrase VII (gene ca7). The transcript is spliced from 7 exons. Bases 69 to 857 code for a protein of 262 amino acids. The record is from RefSeq and is a predicted model, not a curated record. Gene Ontology annotation, biological process: regulation of intracellular pH. Gene Ontology annotation, cellular component: cytoplasm. NCBI's taxonomy places the organism in Eukaryota, Metazoa, Chordata, Actinopteri, Cyprinodontiformes, Poeciliidae. Gene Ontology annotation, molecular function: carbonate dehydratase activity; zinc ion binding.
AAUCAAAAGCUGCACCAGCUGAUCUCUGUGACCGUCAUUAAGUGUGAGUUAAGCCGUAAAUAAGGACAAUGACAGGACACCACUGGGGAUACGGAAAAGAGGACGGUCCUUCAGCAUGGCACACAGAGUACCCAGUUGCCAAAGGAAACCGCCAGUCUCCCAUUGACAUCAUUCCUGAUGAGGCUAGACGUGACAGCAGCCUGGGUCCUAUUUUCCUGAAGUAUGACCGGUGUACAUCUCUUAACAUCGCUAACAAUGGACACUCUGUAGUUGUGGAGUUUAAUGACUCUGAUGACCGCUCAGUGAUUCAAGGAGGCCCUCUUGACAACCCUUAUAGACUCAAGCAGUUUCACUUCCAUUGGGGUGAAAAGGGAUGUGAAGGAUCUGAGCACACUGUAGCAGGAGUCGGCUAUGCAUCGGAGUUGCAUUUAGUUCACUGGAAUGCUGCCAAGUACAAGACAUUUGAGGAAGCAGCAACGGCUCCUGAUGGCCUUGCUGUUCUUGGGAUCUUUUUAGAGCUAGGUGACGACCACAGAUGGCUUCACAUGAUAACAGAUGCUCUGUACAUGGUGAAAUUUAAGGGCAGCUCCACAGAUUUCAAAGGUUUCAAUCCCAAGUGCCUCCUACCCAGCAACCUCCACUACUGGACUUACCUGGGGUCACUGACCACGCCUCCCUUACACGAGAGCGUCAUCUGGAUUGUCCUGAAAGAGCCGAUCGUAGUCUCGGAAAAGCAACUGGGGAUGUUCCGACUGCUCCAGUUCAGUGGUGAAGAGGAUAGUCAGAGGAUGCGCAUGGAAAACAACUUCAGGCCUCCUCAGCCUCUCAAAGAGAGGCUAGUGCGUUCCUCCAAUUAAGUUCACCUCUGUGCAUAUCAACUUGUAGAAGACAAAAUCAGUUUUUGUGUUUGUGUGACGGGGCAUGCUUUAUUGCAAGUGUACUUUUACUGCUGUUGUAGUUUCUCCAAAAGCUUUUUUUGAUCCAUUUUGCACAAAGUAACAUUAGCAGGAGUAAGUUUCUGUCAAAACAGAGAUGCAGUUUUUUUGUUGUUUUUUUUAAUCUGAAAUCUUUGAUAAUUUGUAAAUGAUAUUUUCUAAAAGGUUUUAAAGAUAUCACAAGACAUUUGUUGUCAAAUUUUAAAAGAAAUUUAUUUAAGCUUAUAAGUUGAAGAUAAAAACCUGGUUUGCACUCCAACGCCAGAAGCAGUUCAUCGAAGAAAGCAAGCAACACUGUGAAAUGAGUAGCAGCCAGAUCUACAGGCUACCAACAGCCAUCAUUUAGCACUGAUCCUCUAUCAACUGUUUACCUUUAGAUAAAACUGCUCUGUUGUCCAUAAAUCAAAAUGGGACAUGGAUUUCCUCAGGUACCUUGUUGAUGAAUAUUUUAAAAUGUUUCUAACAAGAUCUAUUUUUGAGAUAUAUUAUGAUGUGGUGGCAAUAACACAAUGUUUGACACCCGACUGAGAAGUGGCUCUUAAGUAAUUAUAGUUUUGUUGCAAGAGAUGUAAUUUCUGGGUGGCUUAAAUAUUUUUUUAUAAUGGAUCUAUCUGAAAUUUCUCUAGAAGAAAAUAAAAUUCUAAAUAUCCUUUUCUCAGUUUCCCACCAUUUUUUGUAAGAAUCAGAAGUUUGACUUUUUACUUUUUGGAAUAUUGCUAUCCAGCAUGUGAGUCACGACUGAACACUUUUGAGGCCCAACACUCUCU